Molecule: messenger RNA, 2400 nt
Organism: Rhopalosiphum padi (bird cherry-oat aphid)
Lineage: Eukaryota; Metazoa; Arthropoda; Insecta; Hemiptera; Aphididae
Product: ring canal kelch homolog
Exons: 11
Coding region: 464-2248 (594 amino acids)
Molecular function (GO): protein binding
Source: RefSeq, a predicted model, not a curated record
AUAAUUUAACUGUUAUGAUUUUAUAUUUUUAUCAUAAUGACAUGCCUAGUACCUAUAUUAGUAUGCAAGGUUCAUGUUUGUAGUCAGUACAGCUACAUCUUAUUUUGGUAAUUGUCUAGUCUUAUGUUUGUAAUUUUUAUUCAAAGACCACAGUAAAAUAUUUUGGUCUCUAAUGUUCUUAAUAUAAUUAAUAACCUAUACAAUUUAAAAUUAUACAACAUAAAUAUCAACAAAUCACCUAUAACAGUGUACCUACUAAAUAUUUUUAAUAUUUUCUCAGUAUAGUGUGUAACAUAAUAUUAUAAUAUUAAAUAGUGUACACUACAUACCUAGGUAUACGGUCUGCAAGUCAAUACAUCAAUCAAACCUGUGCUCGAAGAACUGUCCUUAUUAGUCAUUGUGAAUCAAUAUUCAAUGGUAUUUUAUUAUUAAAAUUGUGUUCUGAGUUAUUGAAUUAUAUCGAAUGAAUAUAGAGAUGGAUGCACAGACUUUAUUAUGUGAACAUAAUAAAAAGCUAGUUACAAAAUCCAAUGGAUGUGAACCAACAAACUAUAGAAAUAAAUCUCACAUGGUUAAUGUAUUUAAACUCUUUCAAUCUCUACGCAAAAAUGAAGUUUUAUGUGAAAUAAAAUUACAAACGAGUGAUGGUAAAGUAGUAGUUGGACAUAAAAUUGUUUUAGUUUCUGCAAGUCCAUAUUUUCAUUCAAUUUUUACUAGCUUAGUCAGCUUAGAUGAAUACAAUAAAUAUAUUGCCAAUAUAAAAGAGUUAGAUUCCACAGCUUUACAACUUAUGGUAGAUUAUAUUUAUACUGGAGAAAUCAAUAUCACCGAACAAAAUGUACAGGAUUUGUUACCAGCUUCAAAUCUCUUACAGUUAGAGUUUGUAAAAGAUGCAAGUGUCGAAUUUUUACAAAAACAACUAAAUCCAGCGAAUUGCCUUGGUAUCAGAUCACUUGCUGAUUUACAUAACUGUAUGGAGUUGUUGUCAAGUUCUGAAGCAUAUAUUAAAAAACAGUUUUUAGAAGUGGUUAAAUAUGACGAGUUUCUAUCUUUAUCAUCUGAAGAAGUGAUUAAGCUAAUUUCUUGUAAUUGCCUUGUUAUUCCAUUUGAAGAAAAAGUAUUUGAAUGUGUUAUUAAUUGGGUAAAACAUGAAUUAGAUUGUAGGUAUAAUAGCUUACCUAGAUUAAUUGAACAUGUACGUUUGCCUCUAAUAUCCUUAGAAUACAUAACAAAAGAAGUUGUUGAGGAACCUCUUCUUAAAAAUAGUCCUGAAUGUAAAAAUUAUGUAAAUGAAGCUUUACAUUUUCAUAAACUUAAGACACAACAGGUUAUUACUAUUCCACAAACAAUUCGUAGUACACCUAGAGUGUUUGGACAUAAAGUUAUUUUAGUGUUAUGUUUUUCAUUAACAAUGAAAAAGUAUUGCUUAAACUGGUAUGACCCAGUAACCAAAGAAUGGCAAAUUCCAAUUAAAAUUAAUAAAAGGUAUUCUCCGUGUGCUCUUGCCUUAUUAAAAGAACAUUUUGUGAUUAUAUUGGGUGAUGAAUGUGGAUCAAAAUCUGUUGAAAUGCUUGAUUUAUCUUCAAACUCAUACUGUUGGGUAUCAAUGGUUGACAUGUUAGUCAGUCGAGAAUCUUUAGGAGUUGGCGUUGUUGACAAUUGUUUAUAUGCUAUUGGUGGAUCUGAUGAUGUCAAUAUUUUAAAAAGUGCAGAAGUUUUUGAUGUCAAUAUUCAAGAAUGGAAAAUGAUAUCUAGUAUGUCUACUAUGAGAAGUGACAUGGGUGUUGGAGUAAUCGAUAAUCUUUUAUAUGUGGUAGGUGGUUAUGAUGGUUCAUUGGCUUUGAAAUCUGUUGAAUGUUAUGAUCCCAGUACUGACACAUGGACAACAAUUCCGGAAAUGUCUGUACGCCGCUUUGGUCCUGGGGUAGGAGUCUUAAAUGAUGAAUUGUAUGUUAUUGGUGGUCAUAAUGGAAAAAAGUAUCAAAAAAGUAUCGAGACUUAUCAACCAAGUACUGGUGUUUGGUCUUUUAUUGCUGAUAUGCACUCAUAUCGAUUCAAUCCUGGAGUAUUCACAUUAAAUGGUUUAUUGUAUGUUUUGGGUGGAAGUCACGAAUUUACUUAUUUGGAUUCUUUAGAAAUAUACAACCCAAAAAGUAAUACUUGGUCCAUUGAAACAUUAUCAAAAGGUGCUGGUGAAAUUUUCAAUGGAAUUGUUAUUAAUAGACAACCACUUUUUAGUACUAAGUAGCAAAUACAAUGUAUAUUAUACAUUAUGGUCUCAUUCUUGGUAUAUACAUAUUAUAUUGUAAUAGAAUAUUAAAUACAUAUUCAUGUAAAUUUAAGCUAAACAUUUAUUGUGAUUUUCUGAUUGUUUGAUUAAAAUAUUAUUAUACAAUUUAA